CUCUCUCUCUUGUCUUGACAAUGAGCCGGCUCCGAGGGCUUGCCACCUUGGCCGCCACCGGCGCGGCUGGAACGGCAAAGCGGCCGGCACCGCUCCAGGGCGUUCGUGUGCUGGAGCUGGGCCAGCUGAUUGCGGGCCCGUUCUGCGGUCAGCUGCUCGCCCACUUUGGCGCCGACGUCAUCAAGGUGGAGCCGCCGGGCGCUGGCGAUCCGUUGCGGGUCUGGCGCGAGCUCGAUACCGAGACCGACGGCGGGUCGCCCUGGUUCCGCAGCCUGAACCGGAACAAGCGCUCCAUCGAGCUCGACCUCCGCACCGAGAGCGGCCGCCGCGUAGCGCGUCGACUGGCGCAGUCGAGCGACGUCCUCAUCGAAAACUUCAAGCCGGGCACCCUCGAAAAGUGGGCCAUGGGUCCCGACGACCUGUACGGGGCUAACCCUGACCUGGUGUUUACGCGCAUCUCUGGCUACGGGCAAACCGGGCCGAUGAGCAACGUCGGUGGCUUUGCGGCCGUCUGCGAGGGCUUCGGCGGCUUCCGCUACGUCAAUGGCUUCCCCGACGCAGAUGGCAAGCUCGCCGGUGCGCCUGUGAGACCGAACCUGAGCAUCGGAGACAGUCUGGCGGGCACCAAUGCGGCUCUUGGCACUGUGCUGGCCUUACUGGCACGCGGCAAGAUGCAGGGCGCAGGAAAAGGCCAGAGAACAGGGCAGACAGUCGAUGUGGCCAUCUACGAGUCUAUUUUGAACAUGAUGGAGGGCGUCAUUCCCGCCUACGAUCGAACAGGCUCCAUCCGAGGCCCGAGCGGCGCCGGCGUGACGGGCAUCGUGCCCACGACGGCAUUCAAGACGCGCGACGAGGCAAAGUACGUCAUCAUUGGCGGCAACAACGACAGCAUCUACGUCCGCCUCAUGGACAAGAUUGGGCGGGGCGAUCUCACAGGGCCAGGCUACGCAAAUAACAAGGACCGCGUCGCCCGUCAGCAGGAAAUCGAGCAGGCGAUCGAGGCCUGGACGAGCAAGCACACCGUCGACGAGGUCCUGGCCGCCAUGAAUGAGGCGAGGGUGCCUUGCGGACCCAUCAACUCGGUCAAGGACAUUGUCGAGAACGAACACGUGAUUGCGCGGGGCAUGGUCGAGGACGUCCCCGUCCGCUCAAAGAAGGUCGACAAGGAGUGGUCCAUCAAGAUGCCCGGUCUCUCGCCCGUGCUGGAGUUUGGUGGGAGGACUCGGUGGGCGGGCCCGGAUCUGGGCGAGCACACAAUCGAGGUGCUGCAAAACGACCUGGGUCUCGAUGCUGCCGAGAUCCAGGCACUUCGGGACGAGGGCGUCAUUGGUGAUGCGCCGUCUCCCUCAUAGUGAAGAGAAGAGAACCAAAAAGAUGUUUUGCAUGGCGUAGAAAUACAUUGCAGUGCUCUUCAACAUUACUC
This is a messenger RNA of Acaromyces ingoldii, 1423 nucleotides long. RefSeq names its product CoA-transferase family III. The transcript is spliced from 4 exons. Bases 21 to 1352 code for a protein of 443 amino acids. Lineage: Eukaryota; Fungi; Basidiomycota; Exobasidiomycetes; Exobasidiales; Cryptobasidiaceae. Gene Ontology annotation, molecular function: catalytic activity. The record is from RefSeq and is a predicted model, not a curated record.